UUUUCAGGGAAAGUGAUAAAACAGAUUAAAAGCUUGCUGUUCUGCCAGUCCUGGAAUGUUCCACAACUUCUCAAAGAGCUACUCAGGCUGCUCCCUCCACCCCUCAGGCAUCAGUCUUUCAGGAUGCCAUCAUUAUUCCUCAGUCUCUGCUUCCGCUUCUCUCACAGGGCAAUGGAAGUGUCCUCCUUACACAGAUACCACGACAUAUUCCACUGAGCGAUCUGAGCACUUCAAACCCUGCCGAGACAAGGACCUGGCAUACUGUCUCAAUGACGGCGAGUGCUUUGUGAUCGAAACCCUGACGGGGUCCCAUAAACACUGUCGGUGCAAAGAAGGCUACCAGGGUGUCCGCUGUGAUCAAUUUCUGCCGAAAACUGAUUCCAUCUUAUCGGAUCCAACAGACCACUUGGGGAUUGAAUUCAUGGAGAGUGAAGAAGUGUAUCAAAGGCAGGUGCUGUCAAUUUCAUGUAUCAUCUUUGGAAUUGUCAUCGUGGGCAUGUUCUGUGCAGCAUUCUACUUCAAAAGCAAGAAACAAGCUAAACAAAUCCAAGAACAGCUGAAAGAGCCACAAAAUGGUAAAAACUACAGUCUUAAAUCAUCCAGUGCAAUGGCAAAGUCAGAGAACUUGAUGAAGAAUCAUGUCCAACUGCAGAAUUAUUCAAGGGCGGAAAGGCAUCCUGUGACUGCAUUGGAGAAAAUGAUGGAGUCAAGUUUUGCUGGCCCCCAGUCAUUCCCAGAGGUCCCUUCUCCUGACAGAGGAAGCCAAUCUGUCAAACACCACAGGAGUCUCUCCUCUUGCUGCAGCCCAGGGCAAAGGAGUGGUAUGCUCCACAGAAAUGCCUUCAGAAGGACACCCCCCUCACCCCGAAGUAGGCUGGGUGGAAUUGUAGGACCAGCAUAUCAGCAACUUGAAGAAUCAAGGAUCCCAGACCAGGAUACAUUACCUUGCCAAGGGAUAGAGGUCAGGAAGACUAUAUCCCACCUGCCUAUACAGCUGUGGUGUGUUGAAAGAUCCCUGGACUUAAAGUAUGCAUCCAGUGGUUUAAAAACCCAACAAAAUGCAUCAAUAAAUAUGCAACUGCCUUCAAGAGAGACAAACUCCUAUUUUAAUAGCUUGGAUCAAAAGGACCUGGUGGGAUAUUCAUCUACAAGGGCCAGUUCUGUGCCCAUCAUCCCUUCAGUGGGUCUAGAAGAAACCUGCAUGCAAAUGCCAGGGAUUUCUGAAGUCACAAGCAUCAAAUGGUGCAAAAACUCCUACUCUGCUGAUAUUGUCAAUGUGAGUAUUCCAGUCAGCGAUUGUCUUAUAGCAGAACAACAAGAAGUGAAAAUAUUGCUAGAAACUGUCCAGGAACAGAUCCGAAUUCUGACUGAUGCCAGACGGUCAGAAGACUAUGAACUGGCCAGCGUAGAAACUGAGGACAGUGCGAGUGAAAACACGGCCUUUCUCCCCCUGAGUCCCACGGCCAAAUCAGAACGAGAGGCACAAUUUGUCUUAAGAAAUGAAAAACAAAGAGACUCUGCAUUGACCAAGUGACUUGAGAUGGAGGAAUCUGUGCAUUCUAUGCUUUGCUCAACAGGAAAGAGAGGAAAUUAAAUACAAAUUAUUUAUAUGCAUUAAUUUAAGAGCAUCUACUUAGAAGAAACCAAAUAGUCGAUCGCCCUCAUAUCAUAGUGUUUUUUAACAAAAUAUUUUUUUAAAGGGAAAGAAACGUUUCAGGAGGGAUAAAGCUUACAACUGAAGCUUUUGGGUAGAAUUCUGAAUACAAUUUCAGUUAGUCCCAGCAUCAACCUCUUUGGCUCAUAGAAAAUGUGGGCGAUUCAGACCCUCAGCCCCAUGAUACCAGUGUCCUCAUAAAAAAAGCACCGGUGUUUACCCAGUUUCCAAGAGUCCUGCUGUACCCUGAGGUAGACAUGCCAGUGAGGAGAUAACCCUUGCCAUUUGGCUUGCCAGUCCCAACCCCUAAAUUUCUAUUCACUUGACAGCCUCAUCACAGGUGGUGUCAUGUCAACAAAUGUAGUGUUUUCUAUUUAAUUUUUGAAGAAUGGCACAAAGACACUAGGAGGAGGAGGAGGCCGGGAGGUAGAGAAGGUGUGGGAGGAAAUCUUAGCUACUCUCUGUGCCACCUUCCUCUGAAAUUUGAAGGCACAGAAUCUCAGAGGGAGGAAUGGAAUUCUUAUAGGAAAAAGAGACAAAAAAAAAUCACAAUGUUGUGUCACUAGAAUCAUGCUAAUAGAAAUGUUUUCCUUUGAGAUCGUUUAGGGCUCCGACAGAGCGCUUCUCAGUGGGUGCGUGCCUGUGUGCGUAUGUGUGUGUGUGAGGGUGUGUGUGUGUGGGCUUGCUCGCUGGAGCACUGGUAAACUGUAUGCACAUGUGUUCUUUGUGCGUGUGUGUGUGCAUGUGUGUGUGUAUAAAGCUUGCUAAAAUUUGUUCUGAAACAUCAGGGAAUCUAAUAUUCAGAAAAAAAAUUUCCCUCUUAGAUCUGUCCACUUUAAAGUUUUCCAUUAAGUAUAAAGUUCAGUUAGUAAGAUCUAAACUCAAGGUCACUUGCAUGGUGGGGUUCUAUAAUUCUUCACAAUGUCUAGAUCAUUUUCUGAUGUGAAUAUUUUGAGAGGAACAACUAUUGGCUCAUUAAUGAUAUCAGUAUCACAAGGCAAGUUGAGGAUGUGUGUUUAUUUUGAAUCAUGCAAACUUAAAUUAUUUAUACAAACCAAUUAUCAAAUUGACAGUAACAUUUGCUUUCUCAUCAUCCCAUUAUUAUUUAUUUUAUAACAAGUCUACUAUGUGUGGACCAAGACAUUGGCUUCUGUGGUUAAUAUGGAAAGAAUAAAUUGUUGAAAUCAUAAAGUCCAGACUAUUCAGUUCACAAGAAGCCCCCAAGAAAACAGUAAAUUGUGUUGUAUGUUCAUUUGGAAUAAAGCAAUAUUUUUACCACUGCUAAGGUGAACUGAAACUACUCCUGAAGAUUUGUCUGUUUUAUUUACUUUCAUGGGGCAUUCAAGGAAAUUAGUGUUCACAUAAUCAGUCGUUUUCCAAUUAUUGGUGGUGUUGAGUUGUUAUGUUUACACUGUUUUAAAUAAAAAGGCACAGUAUUUGAAAG
This is a messenger RNA of Talpa occidentalis (Iberian mole), 3098 nucleotides long. RefSeq names its product neuregulin 3 (gene NRG3). Gene Ontology annotation, biological process: intracellular signal transduction; nervous system development; animal organ development. The coding region runs from base 56 to 1534 and encodes 492 amino acids. Gene Ontology annotation, molecular function: chemorepellent activity. The record is from RefSeq and is a predicted model, not a curated record. The transcript has 10 exons. NCBI's taxonomy places the organism in Eukaryota, Metazoa, Chordata, Mammalia, Eulipotyphla, Talpidae.